UCCCUCCCUCCCUCCCUCUCUAAACGCAUUCUCUUGCAUAUUCUCUUCCAUUGCCGCAGGUUUUUAAAUAACUCCCUUUCUCUCUCUCUAAAGAGCCUCGAUAGCAAUGGUUGCAGGCGCAGAAGCUCAGCUGCAGCACGGGUCUCGUAUAUGCGUAAAAAAUUUGCCUAAAUAUGUGACUGAGGAUCGGCUUCGAGAGUUCUUUUCUCAGAAAGGGGAGAUCACAGAUGCCAAAUUAAUGCGUACCAAAGAUGGUAAAAGCCGGCAAUUUGCUUUCAUUGGUUUUCGCACUGAGGAAGAAGCAAAAGAAGCAAUAAAAUACUUCCACAAUUCAUAUUUGGACACCAGCAGAAUAACAUGUGAGGUUGCUCGUAAAAUUGGUGAUCCUGAUAUUCCACGGCCAUGGAGUCAACAUUCUGCUAACAAAAAAGGCUCAAAUGCCGGAGACAAUGGCAAAAAUUCAAGCAGUAAGAGUUCAGAAGGCAAACAUGAAAAGAUUAAAUCUGCUAAACACAGUGAAGAGAACAGAGACCAGGAUCCUCAGCUUCAAGAAUUUCUUGAAGUUAUGCAGCCACGGAGCAAGUCAAAACUAUGGGCAAAUGAUACCAUCAUAUCUGAUGAACAUCAUACAUCUAAUAGAAAAGAAAUUCAUCCAAGUAAGGGAAAGAGUAAGGAAACGAAUAAAAUGGAGGAUGAGGUUGGAGCUGAAAUAAUUGAUGGAGAGAAAUUACCAAAUGAGGGGAGUUUAUCAAGGUCUUUGCCAAGAGAGUCUAAUGAUGUGGCUGGAAACCCUGCUGUCUCUGACAUGGAUUAUUUCAAAAGUAGAGUGAGAAAGGAUUGGUCUGAUUCUGAAGCAGAUGAGAGAGAGAGUUCAGAUAAAUGUCCUAGUGAUAAUGAAGAUACUGGGAUUGAUAGUGAGCUUUACGAGGGUGAGAAUCUCUCUUCCAAAGCUGGGGAAUUGCAUGAGAAAACUGGGGAGGACAACCUCCCUGAAGUUCCAGAUGGCGAGGUUUUUGAAGAUGGUGACAACCCAUCAUCUUCUCUGAUUUCAGAUGAACAAGCACAGGUCCUUGAGACUGGGCGUCUCUUUGUACGCAAUCUUCCAUACACUGCAACGGAAGAUGAACUAGCUGAGCUCUUCAAGAAGUAUGGUGACAUCUCACAAGUCCAUCUUGUGGUUGAUAAGGAUACUAGACGCUCAAAAGGAUUUGGUUAUGUGCUUUAUACACUCCCAGAAUCUGCAGUGAGGGCCCUAAAAGAACUGGACAAAUCAAUUUUCCAGGGAAGACUAUUACAUGUUCUACCAGCAAAGCAACAGAAUGCCCCUGAGAAACCUCAGCAUGAUCUUCCCAUGAUCCAGGGUUCAAACAAAUUUAAACAGAAAAGGGAAGAGCAGAGAAAAGCUUCUGAAGGUAGUGGAGACACAAGGGCAUGGAAUGCUUUGUUCAUGCACUCAGAUACUGUUGCUGAAAAUAUUGCGAGGAAGUAUGGGGUCAGCAAAAGUGAGCUGCUCAAUCCAGAAGCUGAUGAUCUUGCAGUCCGUUUGGCCUUAGGAGAAACCCAAGUAAUUGCAGAGACAAAGAAAGCUUUCACAAGUGCAGGGGUCAAUAUAACUGUUCUAGAGGAAUUGGCUUCUGGAAGGGUUGAAAAUGUGAAAAGAAGCAACCAUGUCCUCCUGGUCAAGAACUUGCCAUAUGGUUCAUCUGAAGCAGAUCUUACAAAAAUGUUCAGUAAAUUUGGAAGUUUGGAUAAAAUCAUCCUUCCACCAACAAAAGCUAUGGCAUUGGUUAGCUACCUUGAAGCUGCUGAAGCUCGUGCAGCUUUUAAAGGCUUGGCAUAUAAGCGAUACAAAGAUCUUCCAUUGUAUUUGGAAUGGGCCCCAGACAACAUUUUCAGGUCGAUUUCUUCAUUGGAUACCAAGCCACAACAUGAUGCUAUUGCUGGUACAAAAGAUGCUACGACAGUGGUGUUGGAGCAGUCAGCGAUAGAAAGUGAUGAGGAUGUGGAUCCCGAUAGGGUUGAGUCUAGAUCGGUAUUUGUUAAGAAUCUGAAUUUCAAGACCACUGAGGAGUCUUUACGACGGCAUUUUCUUGAAAAUCUCAAGGGAGGAAGCAUCAGAAGUAUAAAGGUCAAGAAGCACGUGAAGAAUGGGAAGAAUCUUUCCAUGGGAUUUGGUUUCAUUGAAUUCGAUUCUGUGGAGACAGCAAGAAAUACUUGCAAGCAAUUACAGGGAACUGUUCUGGAAGGGCAUGCUCUCAUUUUGCAGCUUUGUCACUCCAAGAAGAAUGCAAGUGAUGAGAUUGUGCGAAAUAAGGUGGAAAAGGAAAAGAGCUCAACAAAGCUAAUUGUGAGAAAUGUAGCAUUUGAGGCUACAAAGAAAGAUUUGAAGCAGCUCUUUAGUGCAUUCGGGCAGAUAAAGAGCUUAAGGCUUCCAAAGAAGUUUGAUGGGAAUCACAGGGGCUUUGCAUUUGUUGAGUUUGUAACAAAACAAGAAGCACAGAAUGCAUUUGAUGCCCUCUCAAGUUCUCAUCUCUACGGUCGCCAUCUGGUUCUGGAGCGAGCAAAGGAGGGAGAGACCUUGGAAGAGCUCCGGGCUCGAACUGCUUCUCAUUUUGUGGAUGAGCAAAGCGGUUUUCAAAACCCUUCAAAACUAUCAAAGAAAAGGAAACGCUUCUCAGUUGUUGACGAAGGGUCCGUAAAAUUUGAGAGAAUUACAGGGUAGUACGCCUACAAAUAGUUUUGUAGUUCAGUCAUUUUGGUUUCUAAUUUUUAUUUGUUUUUUUUUACAUAAAUUAUGUUUUAAAAUUUUCCAUCCCUGCUUUAGACUUUAGCCUGAUAAUCAUUGUCAAAGUUUUUUCCCAAUUAAUUGGGGUCGGCAACUUCUAUGCUGAUGUGUUCAUAAAAAGUGAAAAUGCAUCGAGUUGUUUCCAUAACUUUGUACAGUUUGAGCGGUUGCAAGAUUGGGAUCUUUUGAAA
Molecule: messenger RNA, 2976 nt
Organism: Amborella trichopoda
Lineage: Eukaryota; Viridiplantae; Streptophyta; Magnoliopsida; Amborellales; Amborellaceae
Product: nucleotide/nucleic acid binding protein
Cellular component (GO): nucleolus
Molecular function (GO): mRNA binding
Source: RefSeq, a predicted model, not a curated record